AUGUUAUCCCUUUCUGCCCAAUCCGAGUUAAGGGAUUCCCUAAAUUCUCAAUCACCUAUCGCUAUGUUCGGAAAGCAAGACCAACAAAACAGUACCGAGACUGACGACCUCAAAGCCAAGCUCAACUACGGAGCUGAGAAGGAGAAGCAGAUCAUGAAUGAGAUUAGAAAUGGCAACAAGGCCAAGAGCUUCAGCCAGCUCUUUGAGAGUAGUAUUGGAGGUAACUACUUCAGUUUCAGCUACAAGAAGAACUAA
Ogataea parapolymorpha DL-1 is the source of this 255-nucleotide messenger RNA. RefSeq lists its product as uncharacterized. The record is from RefSeq and is a predicted model, not a curated record. The coding region runs from base 1 to 255 and encodes 84 amino acids. Lineage: Eukaryota; Fungi; Ascomycota; Pichiomycetes; Pichiales; Pichiaceae. The transcript has 2 exons.